UGGGAAAUGUAGUGCGGCGAGUUGACAGAACCUUCUCUCUUCCAGAAUGGAAGAAGACCCUGAAAACACACGUGGCUGCUGUGGUGGUGGUGGAAAUAACUCGGACCCAGAGGACGACAGAUGCUCAGAUAGCGACUUUGGACCCUCGAAACUUGGGACGAAAGAAUACUGGGAAGAUGCAUAUCAACAAGAACUGGAGACAUUCAGAGAAAUUGGGGAUGUUGGUGAGAUAUGGUUUGGUGAGGAAAGCAUGAGCCGAGUGCUGCGAUGGAUGGAAACAGCUAAGAUUCCAGAGGAUGCUUCCAUUCUGGACAUAGGCACAGGAAAUGGAGCAUUUCUAGUUGAACUGGCUAAACAUGGAUAUAGGAAUCUGACUGGUGUGGAUUAUUCCCCAGCAUCUGUCGAAUUGUCCAGAAAUGUUUUGAAGGCGGAGGACUUGACAGAUGUCCCUGUGAAGGAGUUGGACUUCUUAAACUGCCAAGGGGAGCUAAAGGACUUUGAUGUCUGCAUCGACAAAGGAACAUUUGAUGCUAUAAGCUUGAACCCAGACAACACUAAGGAGGGCAAAAUAUUGUAUGUCAAAGCCCUAAAAGACGCUCUAAAGAACAACGGUUUCUUUGUCGUCACUUCCUGUAACUGGACAAAGGAGCAGCUGCUGGACAGAUUUAGUGAAGGAUUUGAGUAUGUUCAGGAGUUGCCUACACCCAAGUUCCAGUUUGGAGGCAAGACAGGAAACAGUGUGACAGCACUCAUCUUCAAGCGAGUACAAUAAAUCACAUGUCUCCAUCUGAUGUCUUUUGCUCGCCCCAUCGCUUCUGUGGUGAUUUUCUCAGAAGUUAUUUUGUAAAACAAAACAAAAAAUAAUAUCUGAUUCAUUUUUAAGACAAUGUGUAAUGGAUUUCAUGUACUGUGAAACUACUGUGAGUUCUUUUAAACCGAAUAAAUCAGUGUUUGUUUUGUU
Messenger RNA from Labrus mixtus (cuckoo wrasse), 961 nucleotides. RefSeq names its product EEF1A lysine methyltransferase 2 (gene eef1akmt2). The record is from RefSeq and is a predicted model, not a curated record. The transcript is spliced from 6 exons. NCBI's taxonomy places the organism in Eukaryota, Metazoa, Chordata, Actinopteri, Labriformes, Labridae. The coding region runs from base 47 to 772 and encodes 241 amino acids. Gene Ontology annotation, biological process: peptidyl-lysine monomethylation; peptidyl-lysine dimethylation. Gene Ontology annotation, cellular component: cytoplasm. Gene Ontology annotation, molecular function: protein-lysine N-methyltransferase activity.